AUGAAGAUAAACGAGCACUACAGGGGCGGGAAAAGCAACCGAGAGAUCGGCAGGCUCUUCGGACGCGACGAGAAGAAACUCUGGGGACCAACGGCGAAGGAGCUCAACGCGCACGUUGCCCGUUGGCUGAUCAACGACGGACUACCCUACAACACGGUGGUGUCGGACGACUUUCGUAGUCUCUUGCAAUUGGCGACUGGUAGCGCCACCGCCCUGGCUCUGAGGGCCUACUGGGGCUUCCUGGAUGCUGACUUCGAUCGAUUCUGCUUCUUGACAGAGCAAGUUCUGAUGGAUGAGCUCAAGGCCGCAUACUUUUUCCCCUUCCUCAAUGUACUGCACGACAACUGCACUGCAAGUGGUGGCAAGAAAGGUCUCGUCGGAAGCUCCAUCAGCUUCAUCAGCAAGAACGGGGAAUUCACCAAUAUCGCACUGUUAGUGACAGUGCACAACGGUUUGCACGCAUCGGUCAAGGUCAAGGCGCUUAUCACCAGCAGGACCGAAGAGUUGUACAGGGUGGACAUCGAGUCGAUGGCGCAGUUCACCAUGUCGGACACCACGUCCAGCGCCCAGAAAGUCUUAAAGCUAUUCGAGGACUCUCUACCAACGGACUGCACCGUGCGUGUCCUCAACCUUUGCCUUUUGUACGGAAUAGGCGUGAGGGAGAACUGCAAGACUGUGAGUAUGCUGGAUCCCGCGACAGGAAAGCAAAAGAUUGAGCGUCGCUUGUGCACUGUUGGCGGGCCAUUUCCCGAAGAUGCUGCACUGAUCAAGAAGGUCAGAAACCUUAACAACUACUUUAACUCGCCGCAGUGGGUGGGCUGUCUCAGCAAGGUAUCGUCUCCCCAAGUUAAGCCCUAUUGUCGACUGUGACACUCGCGUCGCGUCGACUGUCACGCUGUUCCAGAGGACCAUCGUCAACUACCCUGUAUUUAAGGCUUAUUUCCAGCAUUGUGAGCCCUACGACGACUCCGAAGUGUUCGACAAGCUCGUGUACGCGGACUGGAGGUUGACCAUC
This is a messenger RNA of Phytophthora nicotianae INRA-310, 1015 nucleotides long. RefSeq lists its product as hypothetical. The transcript is spliced from 3 exons. The record is from RefSeq and is a predicted model, not a curated record. Bases 1 to 870 code for a protein of 289 amino acids. Lineage: Eukaryota; Oomycota; Peronosporomycetes; Peronosporales; Peronosporaceae.